Trachymyrmex cornetzi is the source of this 1601-nucleotide messenger RNA. Its product is annotated as histone demethylase UTY-like. Bases 13 to 1488 code for a protein of 491 amino acids. Gene Ontology annotation, cellular component: MLL3/4 complex. NCBI's taxonomy places the organism in Eukaryota, Metazoa, Arthropoda, Insecta, Hymenoptera, Formicidae. The transcript has 3 exons. The record is from RefSeq and is a predicted model, not a curated record. Gene Ontology annotation, molecular function: RNA polymerase II cis-regulatory region sequence-specific DNA binding; histone H3K27me2/H3K27me3 demethylase activity; chromatin DNA binding. Gene Ontology annotation, biological process: regulation of gene expression.
AUAAGCAUCUGGAUGGAUGCCUCAACAAUACUCAAGACGUACAAAGAUAAAGGGCUGAAUGAGGUGCCAAAAUGUUCGUUAGUAAACGAUUGUUCGCCACCGUACCCGUGCAGUAAUCUAUUAACGAAGGAACAAUUGUCACCGCCGAUACAACGCUAUUAUAUCAACAGCAAAGAGCAAGCAGUCCAUUCGAAGCUACAAGAGAUUUAUAUGAUGUAUCGGUAUCCAAUUGUCGUGAUACAUGACCUCACGACAACGUUCGAGAUUGAUCUGGACGUUUUUUCGACUGAAAGUCUGCUCAAGGCAAAUCCAAAUAUGCCAAUCGAUGUGCACAAACAAAUAAAGUAUUCUUCUGAUGAGAAUUGGGAUACACAGCAGAAAAGGAAGGUCUGGAAGUGCUUCAGCCACAAGAGUAGUUCGACAAUUAAAGACUAUGCGCAAUAUCAAGCCCAAACUUUCCUGGAUGAUGACGAAAAUGUGCAUCCCAACAUAUCCACUUCCAGCAGUCCCGGUCAAGUGACCAAGGAUAAAGAGAAAUGGAUAGUAAAAUUCGCUACCAAUGUGGAUUUGUCAAAUGUGGAAAUAUGGAAGCCGCAGUUACAUGAGUUAACGAAGUUACCACCCUUUCUCAGAGUUAAAUGUACUGAUAAUAUGCUUACAUACGUGGGCUUUGAUAUCUUAGGAAUGAAUACCAUACAGUUAUAUAUGAAGGUACCCGGCUGCAGAACGACCGGCCAUCAAGAGAAUAAUAAUUUCUGUUCUGUCAACAUUAAUGUCGGACCGGGCGACUGCGAAUGGUUUGCUGUACCACACGAAUAUUGGGGUACAAUACAUUCGCUUUGUGCGCAAGCGGGCGUCAAUUACUUGAGUGACAGUUGGUGGCCGCCGAAUUUGAACGUUCUACAUAAAAAUAAUGUCCCGGUAUAUAGAUUCCUUCAAAAACCGGGUGAUAUCGUGUGGGUGAACGUCGGUUGUGUGCACUGGGUGCAUGCGAUUGGCUCGUGCAAUAAUGUCGCGUGGAAUGUUGGCCCGUUUACUGCCAGACAAUAUGAAUUGGCUAUAAAACGUUACGAAUGGAACAAGCUGCACAAAUUCAAAUCAAUCGUACCGAUGGUGCAGCUUUCAUGGAGGUUGGCAUGCGAAACUAAAAUUUCAAAUCUACACCUGUUCAAUCUAAUCAAGGACUGCUUGAAGCGAACAAUGAUAUACAAUUACUUGAUACUCGAAUUUUUAAAAGGCAAGGACGUGGAAGUGCAACAUGGUAACCAACUCAGGAAACAAGCGCAUUAUUGCCAAGAUUGCAAAGCCGAGGUGUUCAAUAUAUUAUUCUAUAAGAAGACAAAGAAUAAGGAUAUAUUUAUGGUAUAUUGCAUACAUUGCACGCUGAUGCAAUCCUUGUCGUUGAAGAGAUUUUACUGUUUGCAAAAAUAUCAUAUGGAAGAAUUAACGGAGAUUUAUGAUAAAUUUACCCACUCUAUUGAUUACUGAGAUUACAUAUCAUUUCCUUAUGGUCGUUGUUUGUACCGUCAUUGUAGAUAUAAAUUAGCCAAUCUUAUUGAUGUAUCAUAAAUGACAAUCUUUCUUAAGAGUAUCCUUUUUAG